GCUAGCUCGUGGGCCCGAACGCCCAUCAAAUCUCGCCCAUGACGCGCAUACAUCUGGAAGAUACUCUUGCGACAAUUCAAACCUCUUGAUGAAGACGACUGGACCAAUGCUGAGAUUUGCGACGACAAAACUUACCUCUCAAUGGUCUUGUCAUACUUCACGUCUCUGCUAGGUACGUGCCAUCUUAUUUACGGCAGUGUGUUAUUUUCCAGUCUCGUUUUCCAUCUAUGCGACAGACAGUCUAAAGAUUAUGACUCGCUAUAUGGCAUCAGCGAUGGUUACUUAGCAGGUUCAUCUUACUGUGAGAGCUCUUCUGGUUGCGAGAUAUCCUGGGUAAAACUAAAGAGCUGUUCUCGCCAACUGGAUCGAUGGAAUUGACCAGUUUCAUCAAGGUUGUCGAGCGAAGUAGCAAGAUCUAGCAUCAAGGAACGACCACAGGUUUGAGAUGAAUAAAAGGGUUUUCUGAGUUGAGCAGGCUGCUUAGUCCUGUUAAUGCUAUUAAGAACGAUACUGGUCCUUGAAAGCCCUUGAUGCCGUAACAAGACAUCACCGAUGAAAACAAAGCUACG
This is a messenger RNA of Colletotrichum godetiae, 569 nucleotides long. RefSeq lists its product as uncharacterized. The transcript has a single exon. The coding region runs from base 142 to 378 and encodes 78 amino acids. Lineage: Eukaryota; Fungi; Ascomycota; Sordariomycetes; Glomerellales; Glomerellaceae. The record is from RefSeq and is a predicted model, not a curated record.